This is a messenger RNA of Cuscuta europaea, 5947 nucleotides long. The record is from the annotation of a GenBank genome assembly. Lineage: Eukaryota; Viridiplantae; Streptophyta; Magnoliopsida; Solanales; Convolvulaceae.
UUAUCUAGACCAAGAUGAAUAUAAUAUGUGGUCUCGGAAAUAUAGGGUGAUCCCCGCUCCCGAUGUGGGCCUCACGUGCAAUUUACUAUUCACGUACUAGUAAUAACAAAAAUUUACAACCUCGUAAAUUCAUUAACCAUUUUAUAAGGUUCAAUACAUGAUUUACAUAAAAGUAAAUAUAAUUGGGGACAGUGUUACAAUUUAACCCCCUUAUUUGGGAUUUCAUCCCCGAAAUCCCCGUGUCUAGUAAAAAAGAAACGGGUAUUGCUCCCUCAUUGAGACCUCGGUCUCCCAUGUUUCUUCCUUGACUCGAUCACUCCUCCAUAUAACCUUUACCAUCGGAAUCUCCUUGUCCCUUAAUUUAUUUACUUGUUGACCAACAAUCUUCACCGGUUCCACUGCAUAUUGCAAGUCCUCACGGAUCUCUACCGGUGGUUUCUCAAGAAUAUGAGACGAAACUCGUACAUAUUUCUUGAGCAUGGAUACAUGAAACACGUCAUGUAUCUUCUCGAGUUCAGGUGGCAACUUGAGCCGGUAAGCCACGGCUCCAAUCCUUUUAAGGAUCUCAAACGGACCAAUGUAUCGGGGGUUAAGCUUACCCCUCGACAUGAAUCGGAUGAUACCUUUUGAAGGAGAAAUCCUUAGAAAUACCUCAUCACCAACUUCAAACUCUAACGGUCUACUCCGUUUAUCGACAUAGCUCUUCUGCCGAUCUUGGGCAGCCUUAAGUCUAUCCCGAAUGAUUUUCACCUUAGCCUUGGUGAUCUCAACAAGUUCUAUACCUUCGAACUUGGCCUCGCCAACCUCGCCCCAACACAAUGGUGUUCUGCAUUUCCUUCUAUACAAUGCCUCGUAUGGAGGCACACCAAUACUUGCCUAAUAACUGUUGUUAUAGGCAAACUCUACUAGAGCCAAAUGUAUGUCCCAACUACCUUAGAACUCCAGAACACAUGCCCUAAGCAUGUCUUCCAAAAUCUGUAUCACUCUCUCAGAUUGUCCAUCCAUCUGUGGGUGAAAUGAUGUGCUAAACUUCAGUUUAGUUCCCAAAGAUGCUUGAAACUUUAGACAAAAUCUAGAUGUGAACCGUGGAUCUCUAUCCGACACAAUGGAUAUCGGGACUCCAUGCAAUCUCACAAUCUCUUCAGUGUAUAACUUGGUCAAUCUUUCAAGAGGAUAAGUAAUGUUGAUAUGUAAGAAAUGUGCACUCUUAGUAAGCCUAUCAACCACCACCCACACCGCAUCGUAAUUAUUCACCGUCGAUGGUAAUCCUACCACAAAGUCCAUGAUCACAUGUUCCCACUUCCAUUGUGGAAUGAUAAGUCGCUGCAAAAGCCCCGUCGGGUGCUGAUGCUCCGCCUUAACUUGCUGACAAGUAAGGCAUCGACUCACAUACUCUACGAUGUCCGUCUUCAUACCUGACCACCAAUAACUUUCCUUCAGAUCUCGGUACAUCUUUGUACCUCCUGGAUGCAUAACAUAGGCCAAAGAAUGAGCCUCCUCUAGUAUGGACUUUUGGAGCUCUUCAUUCUUCGGUAUACAUACACAAUCUCUAAACAAUAAGAGACCAUCUUCUCGUACUCGAAAGUCCUCAACAGGCCCCACAAGGAUCCGUUCACGGAUCUUUUGACAUUCUUCGUCAAUCACCUGACAUCUGUUGAUCUCAUCAAGCAAAGUAGAUCUAACUUCAAAUCUCACUAUGAGGAUUGAGGGCCCUGCUCGUGGUCGCUUCCACAUGCGCCCUCAAUGUCUGUAGGCAUGUGAGUAACAUCUCCAACGUACUCUUCCUGCACAGUGCAUCGGCCACCACAUUGGCCUUACUGGGAUGAUAGUCGAUGCUCAAGUCGUAGUCCUUGAUCAACUCCAUCCAUCUCUUUUGCCUCAUAUUAAACUCUUUCUGAGUGAAUACAUACUUUAAGCUCUUAUGAUCGGUGUAGAUGUGACAUGUCUCCCCGUAGAGAUAAUGCCUCCAAAUCUUUAGUGCAAACACUACCACCCCCAACUUUAGGUCAUGGGUAGGGUAGUUCACCUCGUGUUUCCUCAAUUUCCUAGAACCGUAGACAAUCACCUUACCGUUUUGCAUUAGCACACAUCCAAGUCCUUGGAUACUAGUAUCACUAUAGAUAUCAUACCCUAUACCUUGUACGGGUAGAGUGAGAACUGGUGCAUCAGUAAGUCGUUUCUUUAACUAAAGAAACAUCUUCUCACACUUGUCGUCCCAUACGAACUUACCCUCCUUCUUCAGUGACGUCAACACGGAGAACUUUUCAAACAAACUUAGGAUAGUAACCUGGUAAGCCAAGGUAAGAGAGAGACUCCUCCUUCCCUCUAAAAAUCCAACGUCUUCCUAAAAGGGAAAUGGAUUGCCGGCACCACCGUGAAAGCUGGAAAAAUCAUCUACAUCUACAAGGGCACCCACCUCGCUACUACAACUGGAACAGCGACGGGCAAAAGGGACUCUACUACGAUUGCAAAAGCGAAGGCCAAAACGCACAACACUGGUAUUUUUAUCCUCAAUCCAGUUUCUUGGAAAGCAGAGUCACGCCGCAGUAUUUGACUCCACCCAAAACAGGUAAUUUCAAUUGCAGAUGUAUUGCUUCGAAUAACCCAACUUACAGGAUGCGAACACCUGUGUAUGAGCUCAGGAGUUACGGACAUGAGCUUAGGUAUCCCUGUGCCCGUAAUUCAUUUGAAAAGAAACGACUCCCAAUCAAAACAUGGCAAAACCAACAUCAACGCCGACAGGUAGCUCUCCAGCGAGAACAAAUUAGCCCCAAAUUGGUGAAACGGACGAGGGCUGGCAUAUGGUCAGGUAUAGGGGACGGCGCCACCCCCACCAUCUACGUAGCUACUCAUAAAACAAUCAGGUAGCAACUAAUAGUAAUCUUUACUAUCUGUUACAACCUGAAUUCAAUUUCGAAUCAGGUAUCAAGCCUGAUUUCAACAAAAACAAACGAAUUCAAGACACAAAUAGAAACGAGAGAGGAAUUUCAGGCGACUGCUGCUACUAUGAAAAGCCAACGUCUGACUGCGGACGAAGCCGGACAUCUCCUACGCAGCCCAAAUUGAGAGGUACGGAUGCUACCGAUGUUCAAUUCGUGACAUCGGAAAGUACAGGGUUCAGUCUGCAGGGGGCCGUCGGAAAGGGCACAGCCGGACUGGUAGAGGUUAUGCCGGCGAGUACUGCGCAGGUUCAUAGUGAAACACCAAGCAAACGAUCGUCCAAUACUGUUCACGACGAAGCAGAAGCUAGGGCGGACAUCCACGGAACGAAGAUCCAAUCUGUGGCUAAGCAGGGUCCCGCAAUCAAUAAUCAGGCUGAUAGGUUGUUAGGAGGCGUGGAGACCAUUCUGUCUGGCCAUGUGCGAAGGCUCACAUGGGCUGAAAUUUUGAGGUGCGAAGAGGACAAAUGCGGAGACAUAGCUAGCACCUCUAGAAUCCUGGGCCCAUCUUUAUCUUCUCAAGAUAAAGAUAACCAUUUAAUUAUCAGACACAAAUUUUAUGGCUCACAAAGAUACAAUUGUCCCUUUUCAAGCCACUGCGGAUGACUUUUCCAAGGAAUCUGAACAGUUCCAUUUUUUUGGAGAGGAGGGUUUUGAUUCAGUCAAAAUUGAUUCUAAACUCUACAGAUUUGCGGGCAGAGAUAAUGACAUUGAAAUUUUUGAGAUGAAAAAUUCCUCGCUUAGAAGGAUUAAUUUCAAAUCAGAUCUUGCUCCACAGAUCUACCGUUUUAUACACCAAAUCACAGACUCAACUAAUGUUAACGACAGGCAGAGAAGAAAAAUCGAACCUAUCACGAUCUCUACUGAAUGCAACAAAUCAUGCUCUUAUCCGAAAAUUGCUAAGGAAAAUGGGACCUCCAUUUUAGUCCCUAUGGGCCUAAGAAAAUCCAACCUCCAUGAUUUUUUGACAUUAUUUUCUAAUUUUGUCGAAUUAUCUAUUUUACGGCAGGAGGAAGUCAAGUUUUGGGAACAUGAAAAUACGGGUGAAUCAGAGGAAAUCACCAUAUCUAAACUAAUUUUUAACUAUGAAGUUCAGAGAGCCUUUGGCGAGACUCAACAACUCCUCACAUUUGAGAAACACCCACAAAAUCCAAUCCUCCAGGCUUACUCUGAUGCCUCCGAUAGCUAUGAUCAUUCAGAUGAAUCUUUUUUUUCAGACGAUUUUCUAGGACAUGCGAUCGAAAGCGAUCGGCGUCCCCCUUUAUCAAAGAAAGAAGAAAUUAAGAGGUCCAAAUUCAAUAGAACGAUUUACCAUAAAUCACAACUGGUCACCUCCGAAAACUUCUUGCCAACAGAAAACCUGAACACGCAAAUCAAACUCUACAGGAAAUCUCAAAAGAAUAAAAGGCGUCAUAGCAUGACGACCAGAUCCCAAACCAGAUAUUCCCCUUGGGUCUAGUUUUUGUCUUUACUUUUUAUUUCUUUUCUGUACUUUUUUCCCUUUAUUUAUGUUUUUGUACUGUAUUAUUCUUAUUUUAUGAAUAAAGUUGUUUCUUUCUUAAAAAAAAACCUGGUAAACCAAGGAAAUUACGUAUCUCUUUCACAUUCUUGGGUUGUUCCCAAUCCAUGAUAGCUCCUAUCUUUGCAUUGUCCACCGCAAUGCCCGAUCUAGAUAUGACAUACCCGAGAAAGCCAAUCUCUUUGAGCCAAAAUUCACAUUUGGAGAAUUUGGCAAGGACUUGCUUCUCUCUUAGCCUUUCAAGCACACGCCUAAAGUGAUGCUCAUGUUCUUCUUUAUUCUUCGAGUAUAUUAAGAUGUCAUCAAUGAAUACAAUCACAAACUGAUUUAAGUACUUACUAAACACACGAUUCAUCAAGUCCAUAAAUGACGUCGGUGCAUUGGUUAAACCAAAUGACAUCACAAGGAACUCGUAGUGACCAUAUCUAGUGCGGAAUGCACUCUUUGGUAUGUCAUUGUCCUUGAUCUUCAAUUGAUGAUAUCCCGACCUCAAACCGAUCUUUGAGAACACAAUCGCCCCUCGAAGUUGAUCAAACAAGUCAUCAAUCCUCGGUAAGGGAUACUUAUUCUUGAUUGUGACUUUGUUCAACUGUCGGUAGUCAAUACACAUUCUUAGUGUACCAUAUUUCUUUUUCACGAAUAAUACCGGUGCUCCCCACGGUGAAUGACUAGGUCUAAUGAUCCCGUUGUCCAAUAGUUCUUGUAAUUGGACCUUCAACUCUUAAAGUUCCGCCGGUGCCAUUCGAUAAGGAGGAAUCGAGAUGGGCUUGAUCCCCGACUCUACUUCGAUCACGAACUCAAUGUCCCUAUCGGGUGGAAGCCCUGGUAGGUCCUUGGGAAAUACGUAUGGGUACUUGUACACGACUCGUACAUCAUUGAUGUCCACUUCUUUAUCUGUCUCAUCCACCAUGUAAGCAAGGUACGUGUGUCAUCAUUUCUUCAUCAUCUUCCGUGCUCUCAUCACGGAUAUGAUACAACCAUUAGAUCGUCCCUGAUCUCCCUCGAAUCGUAAUGUGUUUCCCUCAUCAUCCUCGAGUUCAAAAACUUUCGUGUAACAAUCAACUCGAGCAUGAUUCUUCUCAAGCCAAUCCAUCCUUAGGAUUGCAUCGACUCCAACAUACUUAGAGGUAGGAAAUCACAAGUCGAAGGUUGACCCAUCACUUCUACCUUACAUGAUGGAUGGUAAUGGUUCCUCUCAACGUCAUCUCCUAACGGUGUGGAGACUAACAAAGUUUGUGUCAUCGGUGUCAAUGGCACGUCAAGACUUUCGGCGAAUGCUUCACGUUGCGCCCCGGUAUCAAUGAGAAUUCUUGCGUUUGUUCCAUUGUUAAGUAGUGUUCCUACAUUUAUAUAUGAUGCAAGACACUCUACUCGAAGUACCGGAUCGAAAUCAGGCUAAACGAACACUUUCAGGUCAAAAAACGCACCAAAUCAGCGCUGGUUUUGGGCUGGACCGACGCCGGUUCACCCUUGGAAUGCUGGAUUGCCC